AUGAACGAGUUCGCUCGCCUUUCCAAGCGGGCUGUGGACUAUCUGUGGGAUCGACAAGUCCACAACGAUGACCCCUCGCCGAUAUGCUGUCUGGGACGGACGUAUGACUCGCAGUACAACCAACAACGACCAUCCUCAGCUCCCGGAACCUCGCCCUCUGGAAAGUCAGACUCCGCCGUAUCUCAUGCUGACUCUGCCGUUGUGACUCAACCGUCACUCUCACCUCAGGAUGUCGCAGAUGAUGAGCUCGUCAAGAGCUUCGACCAAGUUCAGAUGUCUAAAUCCAUGGAAGAGGAGGAUCUAGGAUGGCCUGCAGAGUUCUUGGAUGAUUUCGAGUCCCGAUUCUGGCUGACGUACCGGAACGGCUUUCCACCUAUACAGAAAUCCUCRGAUCCUGCUGCGGCAACGAACAUGUCCUUUGCUACGAAGCUACGCAGCAUAGCAAACCAAGGUGCUUUCACGUCGGAUACGGGAUGGGGAUGCAUGAUCCGGAGUGGACAGUCUCUUUUGGCGAAUACAGUGGUCAUGCUCAGGCUGGGAAGAGAGUGGAGAAGAGGACAACAAGAGAAGGAACACUCCGAAAUCCUCUCUUUAUUUGCAGACACACCUGAGGCUCCGUUCUCAAUACACAAGUUUGUGGAACACGGUGCAAAGGCUUGUGGAACGUAUCCAGGCGAAUGGUUUGGGCCCAGUGCCACAGCCAGAAGCAUUCGCGCUCUUACAGAAACGUACCACGAUGUUGGUUUGAGAGUGUACGCAAGACCCAACGACAGCGACGUCUACAUCGACGCUMUCCUAGAGACAGCUUCACAACAUGACGCAGACGAGAAGUUCCAGCCGACUCUCAUCGUUCUAGGCAUCAGACUCGGUAUCGAGAAAGUCACGCACGCCUACCGUGCAGCCCUGAAGUCAGUGCUCGAACUCCCUCAGUCGGUCGGUAUCGCAGGUGGUAGACCUAGCAGCAGUCAUUACUUCGUAGGCCACCAAGGAGAUAAUUUCUUCUACCUGGACCCGCACACCACUCAACCCAUGCUAUCCCCACAACCUUCCCCAGAGGAUAUCGACACCUGCCACACCCGACGCAUUCGACGCAUCAACAUCGCCGAAAUGGAUCCCUCCAUGCUCCUGGGUUUUCUCGUCCGCUCCAAGGAGGAGUUUGAGGCUUGGCGCAAGGCCGUGACCGAUAUGCCCGGCAAGGCAAUCAUACACAUCCACGAUACGGAGCCAAAGUAUGCCACGGGUAACGAGCGUGCAAGUGCGGUUGACGAGGUGGAGACGAUGGAUGAUGAGGAUGAGAGUUGGUAG
Ramularia collo-cygni is the source of this 1305-nucleotide messenger RNA. RefSeq names its product related to Probable cysteine protease atg4. Gene Ontology annotation, molecular function: protein-phosphatidylethanolamide deconjugating activity. Bases 1 to 1305 code for a protein of 434 amino acids. The transcript has 2 exons. NCBI's taxonomy places the organism in Eukaryota, Fungi, Ascomycota, Dothideomycetes, Mycosphaerellales, Mycosphaerellaceae. The record is from RefSeq and is a predicted model, not a curated record.